CUCCGUCGGGCCGAUGGUGCCGGCGUCGGGCCGCCGCUGGGCGUGCCGGCGGCUGGUGCGGAGGCGCUGGGUGCUGGCCGUCGUCUUCGCCCUGUCCCUCGUCUACUUCCUCAGCAGCACCUUCAGACAGGAGGAGCGGACAGGGAGGGACCGGAGCCUCCUCCAGAUGCCGGAUCCCGGGCUGCCCAUCCCGUGGAAGCUGCAGUUCAGCCUGGGAAACAGCAGCCGCAGAGCCGGGGGCCGGUGCCGGAACUCCGUCCAGGGGAAGCGCCUCAUCACCGACGAACUUGGUCACGUGUGCGAGAGGAAGCACCUGCUGCGCAACGGCUGCUGCGACGUGGAGGCGUCCAGCACACGCCUCUUCAGCUGCGAGGGUUGCCUGAGCCACGGCUGCUGCGCCGUCUACGAGCACUGCGUGUCCUGCUGCCUGCAGCCCGGCAAGCAAGUGCUCCUGGAGCGUUUCCUCAGCCGGGCGGCGGCGGCCUUUCAGAACCUCUUCACGGCGGUGGAGGAUCUGUUCGAGCUGUGCCUGGCCCGAUGCCGGACCUCCUCCCAGAGCGUGCAGCACGAGAACACCUACCGGGACCCCGUCGCCAAGUUCUGUUACGGGGAGCAGCCCCCCCAGCUCCUGCUGUCGUGACCUCGGACCGCCACGUCGGAUGAC
Molecule: messenger RNA, 664 nt
Organism: Tachyglossus aculeatus (Australian echidna)
Lineage: Eukaryota; Metazoa; Chordata; Mammalia; Monotremata; Tachyglossidae
Gene: SPRING1
Product: SREBF pathway regulator in golgi 1
Exons: 5
Coding region: 14-640 (208 amino acids)
Biological process (GO): positive regulation of SREBP signaling pathway
Source: RefSeq, a predicted model, not a curated record